This is a messenger RNA of Seminavis robusta, 1741 nucleotides long. The record is from the annotation of a GenBank genome assembly. NCBI's taxonomy places the organism in Eukaryota, Bacillariophyta, Bacillariophyceae, Naviculales, Naviculaceae.
ACGGUUUUCAAUCAGGCAUGGAUCAUCAUCGAUCAUCAACCCCAAAACUCUCACGCUCUCUUCAAUUUCCAUCAUAUUGUUUCCCCCCUUGCGGUACAUUGCCUUUCAUACGAAGCAAGAUGACGCUAAAGGUUCCUGAUUCGAUAGAAUUUGCUCCCGGCAAAAACACAUACCUUUGUCGUUGGGACACAGGCGAAGAGUUCAAUGAUGGUGUGAGCGAAGUCUCUUCAGGGUCGGUAGGCUCUUCCGACUACUCUGGAAGCGGUGACUUUGAUGAAGGACCUCGUGGUUUUCGCCAUUCGGAUAUUGCACCCAUCAACUUGAGGAGGCAUGCCAAUGAAGCCACCAAGAAUCUGAGGAACAGCGACACCACUGGCACCAGAAGCAGCAAUUCAAAAACUUAUUCACCCCUUCGCCUCCCAAAAGGAGUGUCACUCCUCCAAUGAAUGGUGAUCGAUGGGGCAACAUCAAGAGCGGGAAGAAAGCCUUGAACUGCAAAAGGGCAUCUGAACAGUCUGGUGUUGAUAUUAAUGAUAUCAUGCUGCAGCCUAUUCAGUUCAUGGAUUUGAAACCUGUUCCCAAAUCCAACCACACCAUACUCUCCGAUAUUCUGCUGAACAGCACCGCCACAGAAAAGAGUGCUGCCAGGCUUCAAGUCAAUGCAGCGGAAGGAGAUGACAGCAACAAAGUGACAGCAGUAUUUUGCAUUCGGCGCGCUGGUUGUGGCAUGUGCAGAGAUCAUGGUCUCUCUUUGAGCACUCAGCUCAAGCCCAAACUGCACGAAAAAGGAAUUGGCCUCAAUCUUUUUGGAAUUGUCAAGGAUUUGGAUGGAUCCGGCGAAGGAGAUGUUUCGGACCACAGACGAGACAGGAAAGAUAAGAAGACAUCUGCCAAAAUAUUGACAGACUUCUACACAAACUACUUUCCAUUUCCAAUGUACACAGACAGAAACUGGGAUUCGUUCACAUUCUUAGGAAAUCGAAAGACAAGCAUGUGGAGAAUGUUCCAAAGGAGCUCCACUGUCUAUCAGAGAUAUCACCGCAAGAAAAUCAGCAAUAUUAUCAAUGACCCUCGUGGAGAUCCACUCACACAAGGAGGUGUCCUUCUGUUUGAUGCCAAGGGACAUUUGAGGUAUGUGUACUAUGAACGAUAUGGAGAUGAACUGGAUCUGGAGGCACUCCAGUGGGCAGUGCAAGAUAUUGUCAGGAGUACUGGUGCUAGUAGUGACAGGAACAUGAGCAACAAAAAAGAACCAACAGUAGCGCCUCGUCUGCCGCGACGACGAGGGACGUUCGACAAAGGUCUCAUGGCUGGUGCUGUUGGCUCUGGCGGGGAAAAACCUAACAAAAACAGCCGUGAUAAUGCUCCGAAUGGAAUACGGAAGCCACAACGUCGUGGUUCUAUUGACGAUGCUGAGAAAGCUUAUGAUUUGCAAGUUCAGGACGACGGGAGUUUUGACAGCAAACAAUAGAGCACACAUGACACCAACUUAGAUUCAUAUAGUUUUGUUAGCACCUAUUUCCUCCUCGGCAGACCCACACCCGGAGCUUGGAAUCUUUUGGAGAAUUGGCUCUGGUGUCCGCAUAUUUUUCUGGUUCUCGAGCUGGACCUGUUCUGGGAUUUCAGGUGGUGGCGAUAACGACAAGCUUGACUAUAAAUCUAUUGAAAAAUCAUAUCUGUCCGGUGAUGGCGGAGGCAAUCUUUGUAAUAUAUAGCUGAUAUAUUCCACAUUUCAUAGCUC